Actinia tenebrosa (Australian red waratah sea anemone) is the source of this 8394-nucleotide messenger RNA. RefSeq names its product sushi, von Willebrand factor type A, EGF and pentraxin domain-containing protein 1. The record is from RefSeq and is a predicted model, not a curated record. Gene Ontology annotation, molecular function: calcium ion binding. NCBI's taxonomy places the organism in Eukaryota, Metazoa, Cnidaria, Anthozoa, Actiniaria, Actiniidae.
AUCCUCUUCAGUCUCUUCGACCACUUCGGCCCAACAUGGCUAAGCAGGUUGUUCUCGCUCUAUGUGGCAUCUACAUCGCUUUAUCUGUCUUUUCGUCAUGUUAUUGCAAUCUUCAAGGACAACCAGAAUUGACCAAAUUCCAACGAGAUCACAGUCUGAAUAACUCUAUUUCUGAUUUGAUUUUUCUUGUCGAUGUAUCUGGGAGUUUACGUUACUUUUCUUAUAUGAAUGGGAGAUAUACUAUCAAGAAUGGUUUUGACGACGAGAAAGUCUUCGUGAAGUCUUUGUUAAGUACUAUUCGCGUGAGUCUUCCGACUACACGUGUGUCCGUCAUUCUUUUCAGCAGUAGUGCUUCCAUCAACAUCAAUUAUAUCAGCUAUCCCAACCCUAAUAACCAUAAGUGCAACUUUCAAAAGUCCUUCAACAAUCUUCCAUUUCUCAAUGGAAUGACUAACAUGAACCAAGCCUUUGCACAGGCCAAGAGGAUGAUUUUUGGUGACCUGAGUGGUAACAAGAGGCCUACGAAGCAGGCCAAGACAGCCGUGUUCCUGUUGACUGAUGGCAACUGGAAUGUCGGAGGAAGCCCUUAUGCUGCAGCAAAGAACCUACGUGAUGAUGGGAUAGAGGUGUUUGCUAUUGGUGUCACUAGAGGUGUGGAUUUUGGAGUGCUCAGGCAGAUUGCGUCUCCCGGACGGGCCUUUAGGUACAGCAACUUUAAACAGUUCAGAGAGCUCGCUUAUUACUUGAGAGGAGAUCCCUACGAUUCAGACUGGCUAGCUGUUCAACCCAAGAGUAUCUGUGGAUCAUGUGACUCGUCUGCAGGCUGCGCAUGCGGACUGUUGACUGGCGAGUACAAAUGUGCCUGUCAAAAGGGUUACUAUGGUAGCGGGUACAUUGGAGACUGCCACCCUUGUCCCGUAUCUACGUACAAAUCCUUUGAUGGUUUUGCCAAACUUUGCACUCCUUGUCCUGACAACUCUGCUCAUUCUCGCACGGCUAGCUACAGUAAAAGUGAUUGUAAAUGCAAAACAGGAUUUGAAAGAAAGGCUGGAGUGGAGAAGGACGGGCCAUGUUCUGUCAAGCAAUGUGACGCGUUUAAGGUCCCACCACACGGCCAAAUACGAGGUGGAAAAUGUAACGUUGAUUACCUGUCUUCCUGUGAGCUGGUCUGCCAGGAAGGAUUCGAGCUGGAUAGGCCAGGAACAAGAACAUGCAUACUGAAUGACCAGGGACAUGCCGUAUGGAGUGGAAUAGAACCAAGAUGCAGAGCGAUUGUUUGUCCACCGCUAAAAGUCYCCCACGCCGACCCUGAGGGGGGUACAUGUGUCCCUCGUGACUGGACAUACAAAAGCAAAUGCACUUUUAAAUGUGACGCUGGAUACAUCUUGAAGGGUAGCAGUGUAAGACAGUGUGAACUAGACAAAACAUGGACUGGCGAGGACACCGUGUGUCAAGAGAUUCGUUGUCCAAAGCUGAAUUCCAUCCCUCUAACACAAGUCAGUCCAGCUGAGUGCAUCCAGACAGACAUAUCAGCCUUCAAACAGUGCUCUUUUACCUGUCCUAAGGGGUAUGCUAUGAACGGGACAAGCGAACGAAGCCUAACACGGACUUGUGAAACUAGUGGCCUGUGGGACAAACCGUAUCAUACUUGUGUAGAUGUGUAUCAGCCUUCUAUUACCUGCCCUCGUAACAUCUUAGCCACUACUCUCCCUCGCCAGCCAUAUGUCAUCGUGGGCUGGGAGGAGCCCAUAGCUGACGAUAACUCCAUAGGGGUAGAUCCUCUGGCUGAAUUAACGGUUACCUCGAAUUUCAAAUCGACUGAUAAAUUUGAAAUUGGCAAGCAUAAGGUUAUCUAUGUUGUUCGGGACGGCGCGAAUCUUUCAAAGCAAUGCUUCUUUUACGUCGAAGUACAAGAUAAGGAAGCACCGGAAGUGACGUCAUGCCCCGAAGACCAAACCCAUGAAUUAGUGGGAGCGAGUAGUAUGAGAGUGAGGUGGAAUACACCUUCCUUUAAAGACAACUCUGGAAUACCGCCUGCCGUAAAGAGUUCUAUUGGGAUGGGCUCUAUCUUGGAUGUUGGAGAACAUAUAGUGACUUAUUAUGCCACCGACAAGGCUGGGAAUACCAACUCRUCGUGUCAAUUUAAGAUCCAUAUCAAAGCCAAGACAUGCCCAGUUACCAAGCCCCCCAGGAAUGGCGCGCUGGCCUGUAACGCCUAUGGCAAUGCUAACAGCUUGUGUCAAGUCAGCUGUAAUAACAACUAUGACUUUGCUUAUCCACCGGGAAGUACAUAUCUUUGUUCUAAUGGCAACUGGCAAGCAUUUCCUUUUGGUACACCAUUCCCUUGGCCUGACUGUUCAGUCCGAUACGAUCCAAGUCAAGCUAAAGUUCAAUUUCUGCCACAGUUUUACUACUAUGAAGGAAACUGUAACGACGCAGAAGCCCAAGCGCAAAUCAAGAGCAACUUUAUGAAUAUUCUACGAACGGGAAUGGUGGCAAAUUUCGGGCAUGCUUGCGCAGACCAAGCGAUUUGCAAAGCUGAUAACAUCAAUGUAUUCUGUGGUGAAACUGACAAGAGUAAGAGGAGAAGGAGAGCCGUUGUUAAAGAAGUUUAUAUCCAGGUCAAUUUUGUCGCCAGAGAAAAGCAAUCAGCUCCAAAGACACUAGCACAACUCAAAUCAACCAUGGAGACGCGAGCACGACCAGUUUUGGACACCGAAGCAAAGAAAACUAAUUGGAAGCCACUAAGAUCAAGCACUGGGCUGGAAUUCCGAAGUUACAGCUUAUCACACGCAGACGCUUAUUGCUCUGAUAAAGGCGCUGUUCUAGGGAAAUGUGAUUCAUAUGAAACAGGGUGUGACGGGAAGAAUAAGCUACAACCCAGAUGCUCUUGUAACUCCAAAGUGGGCAAAAUUGAAAAAUGCAUUCGAUGCCCCGCAGGAACCUUCUACGAUCUACUCCACGAGAAAUGUAUCAACUGUAAACCCGGUACGUUCCAAAACGAAGAGGGCAGAUUCCACUGUAACGACUGCCCCGAAGGAACCUGGACUGUCGGACAAGAAGCAAAGAAUUUCACAUCUUGUAGAGAGAAGUGCAAGCCAGGUUAUUUUUCUUACAAUGGACUCGCCAAGUGCUUCCUGUGUCCUCGUGGUACGUAUUCUUCUGGCUUCAUGAACAAACAGUGCACAACAUGCCCGCAAGGAACAACCACAGUGUUGGCCGCCGCCGCCAGCCGGAAGGACUGCGGUAUGAAAUGCGCCCCCGGUACCUUUUCAGCCAGCGGUGUUGAGCCAUGCCAGCCAUGCGCAAAGGGUAGUUACCAGGAUGCUAUUGGCUCAUUGUCAUGUAAAGAGUGUGAGGGAACUCACUCGACGUACGGUCCUGGUGCGGAUUCAAAGGCAAUGUGUAUAGAUAUUGAUGAGUGUGCGUCCAAUCCAUGUAAUAAUGGCGGAAGAUGUGUGGACGAGAAAGAUGGCUUCAGAUGUGAAUGUGCUGCUGGGUUCACGGGAAAACAGUGUAAAGUAGAGAAAGACGAGUGUCUGUCUGACCCGUGCUACCAAGGGUCUACCUGUGUAGACAAGGUCGAUGGAUACGAGUGCGUCUGUUCCCAUGGUUACACCGGAAAGAACUGUGACGUARCUGUUGGUCUUUGCAGCACGAAUCCAUGCCGGAACGGUGGCACGUGCGUGGCACAGCCUCCCAAGGAGGUCUGCAAAUGCUCUAAUGGCUAUGGCGGGGAAUUCUGCGAAAUGAAAAUUGACUUGUGUGCCUCGUCCCGAUGCCUCAACAAAGGACUAUGUAGAAACGUAGGAGACUCGUUUCAGUGCACGUGUAGGCCUGGUUAUACAGGUGAUCAGUGUGAACGAAAGGUCGACGAAUGCGCGAGCAAUCCGUGUCAGAAUGGCGGGAGUUGUCUUGAUGAUGUUGAUGGAUAUCGCUGUGCGUGUCGAGAUGGAUUCACUGGCUCAAGGUGUGAGAAAAACACUGUCAACUGUUAUCCCAACCCAUGUCAAAACAAUGGCGCAUGCGUAGAGAAGAUCAAUGGCUACGAAUGCCUCUGUAGACCUAACUUUGCUGGGAAAACAUGUCAAACAAAAGUUUCCACGGACUAUGACGUCACGUUCCCGCUUCGUGUAGCUACGUCAUCAUCAUCAGUAACCAAUAUCCCGGACCUACGAGCUUUUACCAUCGCGUUCUGGCUACGAACCACAGAUUUAUCAAACCCAGGCACGCCACUCUCAUACGCGACCACCGACCAAGGGAAGGUUGUGGAUAACGCUUUAGUGUUACAGGACUACGGAGCGUUUGUUCUUCAUGUCAACAACGAGAAGCAGUUCAUUGGUGUGUCGGCCAAUGAUGGGAGCUGGCAUCACGUGGCUGUCACGUGGCGAAGUUCUGAUGGACUGUGGGUUUUCUACUUGGAUGGUAGUGAAGUGAAAAGAUCCAUUGGUUUCCAAGCUAACGCUGUCAUCAAGGGCGGAGGUGUCAUGGUGCUAGGCCAAGAACAAGAUAACCUGGGCGAUGGCUUCACUCCAGAGGAAGCGUUCUUCGGUGACAUUAGCCAAAURAAUGUAUGGGAUCGGGCGUUGUCAGCAAAUGACGUGGCCAAUCUUGUAUACAACUGCCAGGCCUCUGAAGGCAACGUGAAGGCCUGGGGCGACUUUUUGUCUGGACUUCAGGGGGUCUACGUAAAAACGAGCAGAUCACAUGCCUGUGAUUUUAACAGCAAACUCCGUAGUUACCAGUUCACUCACGACUCACGGUAUCCAGCUCAAGACCACAAAACUCUCCUCAGUAAGACCGCUGAACAGUGUGCGCAGGCCUGUGAAUCCGAGACAGGCUUCCCAUGCCGAUCGUUUGACUAUGACCGAGCUAAUAAAAGAUGCUAUCUCAGUAGAGCUGUAGCCGAAGGGAGCAGUGCCUUAGUGAUGGCUAAGGGCUUUGAUUUCUAUCAAACAGAUUGCCUCGGCUCCCUUGGAAUUGAGGCUAAAGCUAUCCCAGACUCUUCUUUGACUGCCUCUUCCUCUCUUGACUCCACUUCCGGUGCAAAAGAAGGUCGUCUACAGAAUCCACGGGUAUCUGGUAUAACCGGGAUGUCCAAUAGUAGAGGGGGAUGGAGCCCAAGUGCUAACAACAAUCAACAGUAUUUACAGAUUGAUCUUGGGCGACCGUACAAGAUAUCAGGCGUGGCUACCCAAGGAGCAGACGGUUCAUCUGAAUGGGUGACGUCAUACAAGCUCGAGUACAGCAGUGAUGGAUCUCAGUGGCACUAUUAUACCAGUACACUAACCGGCAAUAGUGACGACAGCACGGUUGUUCUCCAUCAACUUCACAUUUUCCCAGCUCGUUACAUUCGCUUCAGACCACAGGCAUGGCACGGUCGUAUCGCACWUCGUGUAGACGUCCAUGGAUGUGAAAUAGGUUCCUCUCCAUCAUUCAUGAAAGCACCAGCGCCAUUGGAUAUCAGUGUUCGUAGCGAGGGUUGUGAGGAUUUGAAUAAACUGAAUGGAGGGUGUGGUCAUGCGUAUAUCAAGGUUAAUGGCAAAGAACAUUCUCUCAAGAAACGAGGAUUCAACAUUGUAGUACUGAAUGGAGAAACUGGUCAGUUGUUGAGCUCUCGUUCCUUUGAUACCCAUGGUAGCAACUCCCAAACCAAUAAUGCUAUUAAUUUCCUUAGUAGCUUCGCCGGAAAUGAAAUAGUCUUGGUGGCGAUCCAAGACGAGGGUUGGACCCAAGGAAAGGCGCUCACUCCUCAGCUGAUAAGACUGGGCGCUAGUAGUCCUAUCCUUACGGAGUACAGAGGAUCCCUAGCGCUGAUUGGCUACGCAGGAGCCACUAAGCCAGCUUGGAUUGCGCAUGUGCAGAAAGGUCGAAAGAAAGGACCGAGUAUCGCGACUGCUAAGAUUCCUUUGAAGCCUGUCCUCGGUUCAGCAUCUUCAGAAUGUUCUGCAAACCCUUGUGUCAACAGAGGCACUUGUGUCCAGCUCUUCUACGGUUACCGCUGUCUCUGUGUUGACGGUUACCAAGGAAACAACUGUCAAAUAGAGGCGCCCUGUAGUGACCCAGGAACCCCGCCCAACGGACAACGAACCCCUAUUACGUCAUUCAAUCACGGUAGCGUAGUCAACGUGUACUGUAACCAAGGUUACCAACUAAGAGGCUCCAAGACCAGGACGUGUACCAGAGGACAGUGGAUUGGAACUGCACCAACAUGUAUAGAUAUCGAUGAAUGCGACAACGGUGUUUGUGGUCAGCUGUGUACUAAUACUGAUGGAAGUUACAAGUGCGCAUGUCAGAUCGGAUACCAACUCAACAGUGAUGGCAAAAAAUGUGAUGACAUAGACGAGUGUGCGCUAGGAGUAUGCAGCCACAAGUGCUACAAUAAACCUGGCAGUGUCGUGUGCAGCUGUCCCGCAGGAAUGACGCUAACCAGUGGUGAACGCACAUGCAAAGACGCGGAUGAAUGUAGUGUCGGUAAUCACGGCUGUGAACAUGAAUGCGUUAACAAGUUCCUUAAUGGAGCCUGUUACUGUAGAGGAGGAUAUACCUUGGAAUCUGACAAGAAGAAAUGCGCAGAAUUACGUUGUCCUUCAACGACGGCACCUGUUAAUGGUCAGCAGCGUAUCCAAGGUGACGGUAUCCUUGGUAACAUGAURUCUAUUACUUGUAAUGCGGGCUACAAACUUGUUGGGGUCGUUACAAGGACGUGCCGGGCUAAUGGAAAGUGGUCUGGGGCAGAGCCUCGUUGUGAAGCUGUUCGUUGUGCUGCUGUUGGAACGAUCAAGAAUGGAGUGGUUCAUCUAACCGCUGGCCAGUCCUACAAUAGCAUUGCCUCGUUUUCCUGUAASGCUGGCUAUGAUCUGGUUGGCAUGGCAACAAGGAAAUGUCAACARGAUGGCCGGUGGGGUGGAGAACAGCCGAGAUGUGUUCGUGCUGACUGUCCGAAGCUUUCAGCUCCCGCGCAUGGCGCGAUUGCAGGAAUCCGCCGUGAGAUCRGCAGUACCGUACGCGUGUCAUGUGACAAGGGAUAUCGCGUUACACCUGAUAAUGCAGCCUUCAGGACCUGCGGGUCUGACAAGAGGUGGACUGGGUCCGAUCCUACUUGCCAAAUCAUCGACUGUGGUAAUCCUGGUACACCGUGGCACGGCUAUCUAGACGGGUCUGUCUUCACGUAUGAUGCAGUUGUUUCGUACCGUUGUCGUCCCAAGCAUUUCCUUGAGGGUGACAGACAGAGAAAAUGUGGUGCUGAUGGCAAAUGGACUGGAUCUACUCCAAGAUGCUUGGAAAACUCAUGCGGGAACCCAGGAACCCCGAUCAACGGAAUCAAGACUGGAAGUAACCCUAGCCACGGCGCUACAGUCAAGUUUACCUGUAACAAAGGAUAUGAUAUACACGGGUCUGCAUCAAGAACUUGUCAGAUGAGUGGUCAAUGGGACGGAACACAACCUACUUGCACAAUCAAGAACUGCGGCGAUCCAGGUACACCAGCAAACGGCCUUAAGAUUGGUACCGAGUUCACGUAUGGCAAAGAUGUGUGGUUUGAUUGUAACCCAGGCUUCAAGCURCAAGGCUCGAGUCAGAGAGUCUGCGAGGCGACUGGUGCCUGGUCUGGAACCCAGGCUACCUGCGUUGCAUCAAAUUGUGGAAGCAUUGUUCACGGUCCUUCAGGAACGAUUCAGUCUACCAACUUCCCUAACAACUACCCUAACAACGAAUACUGCACGUGGGAAAUCCGUGUUCCUCAGGGAAAAAAAGUACAAAUUGACUUCCAAGAAUUCCGCACAGAAGAAGGCAAGGAUAAAUUGUUCAUAUAUGACACGGGAAUGGCGACGCCGAUGAUAGUGUUCAGCGGUAUCAAGGACAAACCACGUGCACUGACGUCAUCUGGGAAUUCGUUACGGGUCAGGUUUGUUUCUGAUGGAGCGAAUGUGAACAACGGAUUCAAGUUGUCGUACAAGCAGACAGAUUGCGGAGGUAUGUUCACGUCUCAGUCAGGUGAAAUACGCUCACCCGGUUUUCCUAACGGCUACCCGGCAUCCCACAGUUGCACAUGGCUUCUGCGCAUGCUCAAYACCAAAAUCGCUCUAAGAAUUCCAGAAUUCAGCACCGAAAAUGCCUACGAUCGACUCGAGGUCGCUCACGGACCUUGGGUGACCGCGCCUCUGGAAAUAUCGUGGUCCGGUCCCAGUCCUCUCGCUGGUGACGUCAUCACGCAGAAUUUCAUGUGGAUUCACUUUUACAGUAAUUCGAAGGAUGACCGUUUCUAUAAAGGCUUCAGAGCGACGUUCAAGCCUUACAAUCCGUACGAAAAACGCAAGUGAAAAUAAAUGGUUCAAAAUAGUUUAGUUACUUGUUAAUUGGUUUAAGGAAUAAAUGAGUAAAUUUGUAUGUUAA